AUGACACAAGUUCACAAAAAUGUUAGUUGUCUGUAUGUGCUUGGAGUGAAGGCAGGUCUCAAGGUGGGCGUAGUAUCUGACGAGAUAAAAGCUUAUCUCUUAGAUACGGACGACUUGAGGCGCUCGAACAACACACAUCCCACCUCCAAAAGAACAAAACACAUCCCACCUCCAAAAGAACAAAACACAUCCCACCUCCAAAAGAACAAAACACAUCCCACCUCCAAAAGAACAAAACACAUCCCACCUCCAAAAGAACAAAACACCUCCCACCUCCAGAAAGAACAAAACACCUCCCACCUCCAGAAAGAACAAAACACCUCCCACCUCCAGAAAGAACAAAACACCUCCCACCUCCAGAAAGAACAAAACACCUCCCACCUCCAGAAAGAACAAAACACCUCCCACCUCCAGAAAGAACAAAACACCUCCCACCUCCAAAAGAACAAAACACCUCCCACCUCCAAAAGAACAAAACACCUCCCACCUCCAAAAGAACAAAACACCUCCCACCUCCAGAAAGAACAAAACACCUCCCACCUCCAGAAAGAACAAAACACCUCCCACCUCCAAAAGAACAAAACACCUCCCACCUCCAAAAGAACAAAACACCUCCCACCUCCAAAAGAACAAAACACCUCCCACCUCCAGAAAGAACAAAACACCUCCCACCUCCAGAAAGAACAAAACACCUCCCACCUCCAGAAAGAACAAAACACCUCCCACCUCCAGAAAGAACAAAACACCUCCCACCUCCAGAAAGAACAAAACACCUCCCACCUCCAGAAAGAACAAAACACCUCCCACCUCCAGAAAGAACAAAACACCUCCCACCUCCAAAAGAACAAAACACCUCCCACCUCCAAAAGAACAAAACACCUCCCACCUCCAAAAGAACAAAACACCUCCCACCACCAAAAGAACAAAACACCUCCCACCUCCAAAAGAACAAAACACCUCCCACCUCCAAAAGAACAAAACACCUCCCACCUCCAAAAGAACAAAACACCUCCCACCUCCAGAAAGAACAAAACACCUCCCACCUCCAGAACGAACAAAACACCUCCCACCUCCAGAAAGAACAAAACACCUCCCACCUCCAGAAAGAACAAAACACCUCCCACCUCCAGAAAGAACAAAACACCUCCCACCUCCAAAAGAACAAAACACCUCCCACCUCCAAAAGAACAAAACACCUCCCACCUCCAAAAGAACAAAACACCUCCCACCUCCAAAAGAACAAAACACCUCCCACCUCCAAAAGAACAAAACACCUCCCACCUCAAAAAGAACAAAACACCUCCCACCUCAAAAAGAACAAAACACCUCCCACCUCCAGAAAGAACAAAACACCUCCCACCUCCAAAAGAACAAAACACCUCCCACCUCCAAAAGAACAAAACACAUCCCACCUCCAAAAGAACAAAACACAUCCCACCUCCAAAAGAACAAAACACAUCCCACCUCCAAAAGAACAAAACACAUCCCACCUCCAAAAGAACAAAACACAUCCCACCUCCAAAAGAACAAAACACCUCCCACCUCCAAAAGAACAAAACACAUCCCACCUCCAAAAGAACAAAACACAUCCCACCUCCAAAAGAACAAAACACCUCCCACCUCCAAAAGAACAAAACACAUCCCACCUCCAAAAGAACAAAACACAUCCCACCUCCAAAAGAACAAAACACAUCCCACCUCCAAAAGAACAAAACACCUCCCACCUCCAAAAGAACAAAAUGA
Messenger RNA from Procambarus clarkii (red swamp crayfish), 1743 nucleotides. The record is from RefSeq and is a predicted model, not a curated record. NCBI's taxonomy places the organism in Eukaryota, Metazoa, Arthropoda, Malacostraca, Decapoda, Cambaridae.